AUGGAGUCCCCGCUGGAUGCGCUCAACGACUAUGGAGGGGGACUGAAGUAUGAUGCACCUUACGCGCCCUUGGGGAGACCACGACGAGCUCCUGCGCCGGGUCGAGGGCGACGUUCUGCGGAUUUUCCAACGCGUUUCUGCACUCACGGGUCGCGACCCCUGGCAGGACCAGCGCUAAAUGUCCCCACCAACAGGCAAGGUUUAUCUGAUAGGGGCGGGGCCCGGGGAUCCGGGGCUGCUUACCGUGAAGGGCCGCGAUGCGUUGGAGCGGGCCGACGUCGUUGUCUACGACCGGCUGGCUCAUCCGUCGCUGCUGGACUAUGCGCCGCCCUCCGCCGAGCGCAUCUUCGCGGGCAAGGCCCGGGGCCAGCAGGAACUGACCCAGGACGGCAUCAACGACCUGCUGGUACAGAAAGCGCAGGCCGGGCAUCGCGUUGCGCGCCUCAAGGGUGGCGACCCCUUCGUCUUCGGGCGCGCGGCGAGGAGGCCCUCGCCCUGGCCCGCCACGGCAUCUCGUUCGAAAUCGUGCCCGGCGUAUCCUCGGCCAUCGCAGCUCCCGCCUACGCCGGAAUCCCCGUGACGCAUCGUGGCAUCGCCACCGGGUUCACCGUGGUCAGCGGCAGCGAGGACCCCUCCAAGCCCGAGUCGUCGGUGCACUGGGAGGAGUUGGCCCGCUCCCUGGCCGCCCACGGCGGCACUCUGAUGACACUGAUGGGCUGGGCCUCCAUCGAGAAAAUACUGGAAGCCCUGCAACGGGCCGGCCUGUCCGCCGACACGCCGGUGGCCCUAGUGCAGUGGGGCACCUGGAACAGGCAGAGGACUGUCACCGGCACGCUGGCCACUGCCGCCGCCAAGGGCCGAGAAGCGGAUCUGGCCGCUCCCGUCGUUGCAGUCAUCGGCGAGGUCGUUAGCCUGCGGGACGAGCUGGCAUGGUUCGACAACCGGCCGCUGUUCAGCAAGCGCGUUCUGGUCACCCGCUCCCGCACCCAGGCGUCCCGGAUGUGCGAUCUGCUUGAGGACGCCGGGGCCGUCGCAGUGGAGCUGCCAGCCAUCGCCAUCGCACCGCCGGAGGAUUUCGCCCUCCUGGACGAUGCGGUAAGCCGCCUGUCUUCCUGCGGCUGGGUGAUCUUCGCCAGCGUCAAUGCCGUCGACUCCGUGUUCGAGCGGCUAGACGCGCAGGGCCGAGACGCCCGAGCCUUCGGUGCCGCCCGCGUCGGUGCCAUCGGUCCGGCUACCGCAACCGCCUUGGAACGGCGCGGCAUCCACCCCGACUUCACGCCGUCGCGCUCGGUGUCGUCGGCAGCGCUGGAGGAACUGGCGGCUUUCGAAUGGAGCGGCGUAUCCGUCCUGCUGCCCGCUGCCGACAUCGGCCGCGACGAGCUGGCCGACGGCCUCUCCCGCCUCGGCGCCAAGGUCGAACGCAUUACCGCCUACCUCACCAUCACGCCGCCGGACGCCGCCCAACGGGCGCGAGACGCCUUCACCGAGGGCAUCGACAUUGUGACGUUCACCAGCUCAUCAACCGUCCGUAACCUGCUCUCCCUGCUGGAAGAGGAUGGUGGCCCCGGCAGAGAGGCUCUGUCAGAUAGCCUCAUCGCCUGCAUCGGCCCCGUCACGUCCGGCACCGCCCGCGAGCUCGGCCUGCGGGUGGACGUCGAGGCCGAGGAGCAUACCGUUGAGGGGCUGGCGGAGGCGCUGAUCAAGCACUUUUCAUCUUGA
Geodia barretti is the source of this 1719-nucleotide messenger RNA. Lineage: Eukaryota; Metazoa; Porifera; Demospongiae; Tetractinellida; Geodiidae. The record is from the annotation of a GenBank genome assembly.